AACUUUUUUAUUUGUGACUGUAACUGUUAAAAAAUCUUGGAAAUGUCAUUUGUUUACGUUUGUGCUAAGAUCUAUAGUUGUAAGAUAUAGCAUAAAUGUUACAAUCAUUUGAUUUAUGUUAAUAUAAAAAUUAUUACAAAAUGAAACUUUUUCAUAAAUUCAUAGAAAGAGAUGGAAGUGGGUCAGUGACUCUCAUGCCAGAAGAAGCAGAAGAUAUGUGGCAUGCCUAUAAUCUUAUUGCUGAAGGAGACAACUUAAAAAGUACUACAAUAAGAAAAGUGACUACUGAAUCAGCUACUGGAAGUACCGGAAGUAAUAGAAUACGAACUACUCUUACUAUAAGAGUAGAAGAUGUUGAUUUUGACACACAAGCUUGCAUGCUUAGAGUUAAAGGACGAAAUAUACAAGAAAAUCAGUUUGUAAAAAUGGGUGCAUAUCAUACUAUUGAUUUGGAACUCAAUCGAAAAUUUACCCUUGCAAAAUCAUGUUGGGAUAGCGUUGCACUCGAAAGAAUUGAAAUGGCUUGUGAUCCUGCCCAACAUGCAGAUCUUGCUGCUGUUGUUAUGCAAGAAGGUCUUGCUCAUGUAUGUUUAGUUACUUCUAAUAUGACUCUGGUCCGUGCCAAAAUUGAUGUAAAUAUUCCUCGUAAACGAAAAGGCAUGUGUGCACAACAUGAUAAGGGGUUGGAUCGAUUUUUUGAUGCUGUUUAUCAAGCAGUUGUAAGGCAUGUCAGUUUUGACGUUGUCAAAUGUGUACUUAUUGCCAGUCCAGGAUUCGUAAAGGACCAAUUUUAUGAAUAUAUGUUUCAACAAGCGUUGAAGACUGAUAACAAAACUUUGCUAGAAAAUAAAGGUGCAUUUGUCUUGGUACAUUCAUCAUCUGGAUUUAAACAUGCUUUAAAAGAAGUCCUUGCUGACCCUGCUAUAGCAAACAAGUUGUCAGACACAAAAGCUUCUUCAGAAGUUAAAAGCAUGGAACAGUUUUAUUCUUUGUUAAUGACUGAACCAAAUAAAGCUUUUUAUGGUGUGAAACAUGUUUUAAAAGCUAAUGAAGCACAAGCUAUUGACACAUUGCUUAUUAGUGAUAAAUUAUUCAGAUGCAAUGAUGUUAGCAAACGAAAAUUAUUUGUUGAAUUAGUAGACAGUGUUAGAGAUAGUGGGGGAGAAGUAAAAAUGUUCUCUAGUUUGCAUCCUUCGGGAGAACAAUUAGACCAGUUAUCUGGACUUGCUGCUAUCCUUAGAUUUCCUAUGGAAGAGCUAGAUGAAGAAAAUGAUUCAAGUGGUGAUGAAAGCUAAAAGUAUUAAAAUUAACUUGAUGGUUAAACAUUUCCUGCUGCAAAAAAAAAGUUUGCAUUUAUUUAUUUGUACAUAAUAAUUUAUUUAAAGUAACUGAUCUUGAUCUUUAUUUUCUCUUGUAUUUAACUAAAUCAAAACAAAUGUGAUAGUUCUUUAUGGAACUGAGUAUCUACAAUAUAUUUUUGUACAAAAAUAUCACUUUAAACAGGUGACGAAAUUUUGCUUUAUAUUAAAUAUAGUAUAAAGAAGAAAGAUAUAAUAAAAAAUAUUUGAUGCUGAAUUGUUUUAAUAAUUUCCAAAAUACUUAUUUUAUGUGUUGAAAUUGUGAAAUAUCUGUAUAGUUUGUGUAUUAUUUAUAGCCUCUUCCUUUAAACAUUUAAAGGUUUAAAAAAAAUGAAAUUAAAGAAAAAUCUUCAAAGCUAUUUAAAAAAUUUGAAAGUUGGCCUAUUCUUUUUUUAGGAGAGUAGAUAAAGAGAAAAGGGUUAGUUGUGUAUCAAUUGAUUAAAUUUAUUAGGGGUUCAGUGAUGACUGAUCUUAUUAAAAAUAAGCAUAUUAACCCCUUCCUUCUCUCUCUUGUGAAAAUGACGGUGUAAGGUUUCGCCCUCUAUUUCUCGCUCCCGUGCUAUUUCUGGGCUGGAGUGUUCAGUAGUGACGCGCCAAUACGAAUAAAGCUAAUUCAUUUCUUUUGCUCGAAAAACAUUUUAUUUCUCAUUUUACACACCAGAUGACAGUAACGGGAUAUUUUUAAGUUAAUUGUAGAUAGUUAGUUUAUUUUAAACUAGAUGUCAGCACUAAUCGAUUUUCAGGGAUUAAAAAAAACUGACUCUUUUAUAACAACCGUUUUCUUGAAAAUUAACCGAUUGUUAAGGGGUUAAGCUUUACAAAUUAAUGCUUAAGAGAGAAAAUAUUGAAACUUCUAGAUUACUUGUGGGGGCAGCAGGAUUAAAAACAUCAAAGCCAGUUUGAAUGCUUGAUGAAAUUUAGGUGUUUCUAAUAAUUGCCUUUUGUUCUUAUAUUCUUGCAGCAAUCAAAUAGUUAUACAUUUACAGUUCUGCCUUCUUCAGUCAUGAUUUGUUAUAUUUCAAUGCCAUUUUUGAUAAAGAUAUUGAAAACAUAUAUUUAGGGCAGAUUUUAUGGAAUACCAUGUAUAUAGUCGGUAUGCAAUUGUAUAGUAUUUAUUCUCUACAAUUUCUGAGAAACAUUUUAUGUUUCAAAAUUGUUAAAAUAUUGUUGAUGCUAUGUAUAAUUUGAGGGGAGAUUGUGUGCUUGAUUCCUUUUUGAAUGACAAAUUUCUUUUCGUCACACUAUUGGCAUCUUUACAAUUUAGUAAGCAUAUAUUUGUUAUUGUAUUCUGGUUUAAAAAGAAUAUAUUAAGUAACUUAACUUUUAAUAAAUUCUUAUAAGUAUAAUA
Molecule: messenger RNA, 2706 nt
Organism: Parasteatoda tepidariorum (common house spider)
Lineage: Eukaryota; Metazoa; Arthropoda; Arachnida; Araneae; Theridiidae
Gene: pelo
Product: pelota mRNA surveillance and ribosome rescue factor
Biological process (GO): RNA surveillance; nuclear-transcribed mRNA catabolic process, non-stop decay; nuclear-transcribed mRNA catabolic process, no-go decay
Cellular component (GO): cytoplasm
Source: RefSeq, a predicted model, not a curated record